This is a messenger RNA of Misgurnus anguillicaudatus (oriental weatherfish), 1505 nucleotides long. It is a transcript of the gene hlx1, whose product is annotated as H2.0-like homeo box 1 (Drosophila). The record is from RefSeq and is a predicted model, not a curated record. Gene Ontology annotation, molecular function: sequence-specific DNA binding; DNA-binding transcription factor activity, RNA polymerase II-specific. Gene Ontology annotation, biological process: regulation of DNA-templated transcription. NCBI's taxonomy places the organism in Eukaryota, Metazoa, Chordata, Actinopteri, Cypriniformes, Cobitidae.
ACGAAACUCUUGCUUAGAGCUUUGUGGACCACCGUCUAGAGUUUCAUACUUGAGAAGAAACGCGACACGAGGCAACUCCUUACAUGACUGUCUGUUUGAACUCAUUGCAUGUGAUUGUAUGAGAUCCUCUGUCAUCCGUACUGAAGGUUUGAUUUCUCCCGCAAGGAUGUACACGACGGGACUGAAUCCUUUUUACGCAUCGAAUUUUAGCCUUUGGACUGCGUACUGUUCGGGUGGUUUUGGGGUGGAUACCAUGAAAAAACCCUCGUUUUGUAUCGCUGACAUUCUACACGUUGGAGAUGCCGAGAACAUACCCGGGUCAUCGGCUCUGAUGGCCCACAUUGGUGCCCGGGGGCAGGUUCAUUCGUCAGGAUCUCCUCUGCGCCCGUCCCCGGUCGCUCCGGACGCGCGACUUCACCCCGCGUCAGCGUAUCACAGGCAUGGAAUACACCUGACAUCUGUGUCCAGAGCCGCGCUUAACGCGCAAUCCGCGCCUCCGCCGUCCAGUAAAGACCUCAAGUUCGGGAUCGAUCGGAUAUUAUCCACAGACUUUGAGCCCAAAGGCAAAGAAUGCACAUCACUGCGAGAUCUCACAUCGAUUGUUAGUCCGAAUCGGCAGCAAGCAGUCCAUGUGUCUGUGCAGCCGCCCGCCAGCGUGUACUUCGCGUCCAUAGACCCGACCAUGAGUGAUACCUCCUCCGUGAUGGGUUCAAUAACCAAUGCAGCCAGACAAUCAGGGCAACAUCAGUUUCAGGACACCUUCCCAGGUAGGCCGUAUGCAGUGCUAUCCAAAGACACAAUGCCACAGACGUACAAGAGAAAAAGAUCUUGGUCAAGAGCCGUCUUCUCCAAUCUCCAGAGAAAAGGACUCGAAAAGCGUUUCGAAAUCCAGAAGUAUGUCACUAAACCGGACAGAAAACAACUGGCUGCGAUGCUUGGCCUUACAGAUGCACAGGUAAAAGUUUGGUUCCAGAACCGACGGAUGAAAUGGAGACAUUCCAAAGAGGCUCAAGCCCAGAAAGACAAAGAUAAAGAACAGCCCGACAAAUCCACGACUGAAACCGAACAAAAAGAUCGCGACGAAUCUGAAUGCGAAAGCGAACCGAGCGAAUCCGAAUUCGAGGAUGGACCGGAUGACAAAAGUGACGUGGACAUUUGUGAACUGAACAAAGCCAGUGUGAUUAUUCCUGGACCUGUUCCGAUGAACACAGAUGACACAACAAACAUCACGACAGAGACGAGCACAGCGACACAAAUACUGCUGUGAGAAACCAUGAACCCAAAAAUCUGAUGUGAACGCCUAAGAUCACAAAUAAGACUCCGGCCUACUUGAGUCCUGGUUUCAUAUCAGUGUGAAACAAACUCUCUCAUGGAAACCACUGCCGUUCUUUAUGACGAUUUGGGAAUUUAAUAUUCAUGAAUUAAGACUGUUGAUAAACUUGAUUGUAUUAUAUUUUGUCUGUAAGUAUUUGCACUGAAAAUGUAAAUAAAAGUUUGUUACUGUU